UAACAUUACCUCAGUAAACGUAUAUAUGUUAGACAAAGUCAAUUGUUCGUAUUAAUUGAUGAUUAAAGAUGGCAACGGGGACUUAUGUUCGAUUAACAAAGGAACAAGAAUCCUCAUUGCAGAACAUUACUCCUGGCGAGCUUAAUCAACCCAUCGAUGUCCAAAAGCAAACAACUGCUAGAUGUGAGCAUUGUGGACAAAAUUUACCUGCAUCUUACGAACCUCCAGCUGAUGAAGAAUGGCAAACUGGAAUUUUUGGAUGUACAGAAGAUGUUGAUAGUUGUUUGCUUGGAGUAUUUUGCCCAUGUGUUUUGUUUGGACGGCACAUGGAAACGUUGAAUGAUGAGAUAUCAAGCAGAGGAGCUUGUAUUGGUCAUGUGGUUUGCAUUGAAGGUGGCAUCACUCUUGCUGCACUCACUGCAGCAUUUCAUGGCAUUGAUCCUGAUACAGCAUGCCUCAUUACUGAGGGCUUGUUAUUUACCUGGUGGGUUUGUGGUAUUUAUACUGGCAUGGCUCGUCAGAUGUUACAAAGAAAAUAUCAUCUUAAGGAUUCACCAUGUGAUCCAUGUAUGGUGCAUUGUUGUUUGCAUUGGUGUGCCUUGUGUCAAGAACACAGAGAGAUGAAGCUUCAUUUAUCGGCCAAUGAUACCCCAGCAACCACAGUUGUAGACCCACCACCAGUUCAAGAGAUGAAUGCCAGUGGAAAUGAUGAUCAAGUUGAAGCUAAUUCUUCUGGAAAAGAAAUUGUACCAUAUGAUAAUUUGGAGAUGCAAUCCUUAUAAGAAUGCUGUCUAUUUUUAUUUUUUUUUUCUUUGGCAGCGUUUUACAUUGUUUUAUAUUGAAGAAUUUAGUCAAUUUGAUAAUAAAUAGUAGUAAAAUUUUGUGACA
Messenger RNA from Nicotiana attenuata, 888 nucleotides. RefSeq names its product cell number regulator 6-like. The coding region runs from base 69 to 782 and encodes 237 amino acids. NCBI's taxonomy places the organism in Eukaryota, Viridiplantae, Streptophyta, Magnoliopsida, Solanales, Solanaceae. The transcript is spliced from 4 exons. The record is from RefSeq and is a predicted model, not a curated record.